UACAUUUAAAAAAAAAAUAUAGUUUCUUAAAGAAAAAUGGAAGAAAAUAAAAUAAAAAAAAUCUUCACCAAAUAUAUGCCAGAAAUUUAAUUUGUAAAAAAAAGUUGAUCAAUCCAAGAAAGAAAAAAUAAAAACUUCUCCAAAUCUGCACCUCCUCUCAUCUUCAAUCUCCAUUAUUAAUUAAACCUAAAAAUCUAUCUAUCUAAAAGUUGUGUCUCCGUCUCUCCGUUUGGUGCUUCACAGCUACAAAAAGUUUUAACCUUUUUAAAUCGGCCGUACUUGGAAGAAGCUAUUUCGAUCUGAAAGUUUCAGUUUUUCUGGAUCGAUUCCAUCGUCACCGAUCCUCGUUCCUUUUUGAAGCUUGUUCAUCUGGUGAAGUUCACUGAAAAGAAAAAGAUUGUUUUUUACUCUUUGUAUGGAGUAAGAAUGCCGGAGUUAAGAAGUGGAGCACGUAGAUUGAGACAACCAAACCCUCAGGUGAUUAAUCAGACUGAGAAUAUUGAGCUUCCUCCUCAAGCUGCAACAAGGAGAAGAGGUGGUGGUGGUGGUAGAGGAAGAGGAAACGCUGCCAAAGCUGCUGCACCUCCAAGACCAACUGGUAGGGGUAGAGGAGGUAUCAGGUUAAUAGAUUUAGAGGCAGAGCCUUGUGAGGUUCGUCCAGUAAUAGGUGAACCGGUAGCUGAUAAAGGUAUUGCUAUGGAAGGUGGUAGUCCAGAUAAGGCAGUUGGUGUGGAAGAAGAUCCUAGCUCAGCUCCUGUCCCCGAAAGGGUACAAGUUGGAACCUCCCCUGUUUAUAAGACUGAGAGGAAGCUCGGUAAAGGAGGUUUUGGUCAAGUUUUUGUUGGUAGAAGAGUGAGUGGUGGCAGUGAUAGGAUUGGUGCAGAUGCAAUUGAGGUGGCUCUGAAAUUUGAGCACCGAAAUAGCAAAGGAUGCAAUUUUGGCCCACCUUAUGAGUGGCAAGUGUACAAUACUCUCAACGGUUGCUAUGGAGUUCCUGCGGUACAUCAUAAGGGUCGUCAAGGAGAUUUUUACAUUCUUGUCAUGGACAUGCUUGGCCCCAGCCUCUGGGAUGUUUGGAACUCUUCGGGGCAAUCGAUGUCUCCAAGCAUGGUAGCGUGCAUUGCUGUUGAGUCCAUAUCUAUUCUUGAGAAAUUUCAUAUGAAAGGGUUUGUCCAUGGAGAUGUGAAGCCUGAAAACUUUUUACUCGGCCAACCCGGAACAGCAGAUGAGAAAAAACUCUACCUUGUCGAUCUUGGUCUAGCGUCAAAAUGGAAGGAUUCGAACUCCGGCCAUCAUGUUGAAUAUGAUCAAAGACCUGAUGUGUUCAGGGGAACAAUAAGGUAUGCAAGUGUAAAUGCACAUCUAGGUCGUACUGGAAGUCGAAGAGAUGAUCUAGAGUCAUUGGCUUAUACUUUAAUUUUUCUCCUGAAGGGAAGAUUGCCAUGGCAAGGUUACCAGGGUGAUAACAAGAGCUUUCUUGUUUCCAAGAAAAAGAUGUCAACCUCUCCUGAACUGAUGUGCUGUUUCUGUCCACCACCGUUUAAGCUAUUCCUCGAGGCAGUUACUAAUAUGAAGUUUGACGAGGAGCCUAACUACGCCAAGCUUGUUUCGAUUUUUGAUACUAUAAUUGAGCCAUGUGCUUUAUCUAGACCUCUUAGAAUUGAUGGGGCUCUUAAGGUUGGGCAAAAACGAGGAAGAUUGCUUCUUAACUUGGAAGAGGAUGAGCAGCCAAAGAAGAAAAUCAGAUUAGGCAGUCCUGCUACUCAGUGGAUUUCAGUCUAUAACUCUCGUCGUCCCAUGAAACAGAGAUAUCACUACAAUGUUGGGGACACGAGGCUAGACCAGCAUGUACAGAAGGGUAAUGAAGAUAGCCUUUUGAUUAGCUGUGUAGCAUCAUCAGCUAAUCUCUGGGCCCUCAUCAUGGAUGCUGGAACUGGAUUCAGUUCCCAAGUCUAUCAAUUGUCAUCGGUCUUCCUUCACAAGGAGUGGAUUAUGGAACAGUGGGACAAGAACUACUAUAUAACUUCGAUAGCUGGUUCAGAUAACGGGAGCUCGUUAGUUGUUAUGUCAAAAGGAACUCCUUAUUCUCAGCAGUCAUACAAAGUCAGUGACUCAUUUCCAUACAAGUGGAUAAAUAAGAAAUGGAAAGAAGAUUUUCAUGUAACAUCUAUGACAACUGCUGGUAAUCGUUGGGGUGUGAUAAUGUCCAGGAACUCUGGCUACUCUGACCAGGUGGUGGAGCUUGAUUUUUUGUACCCAAGCGAUGGAAUACAUAGGAGGUGGGAGAGUGGGUAUAGAAUAACAUCAAUGGCAGCAACUGCAGAUCAAGCAGCUUUCAUAUUAAGCAUACCAAAGCGUAAACUGAAUGAUGAAACUCAGGAGACUCUUCGGACUACUGCCUUUCCGAGUACUCAUGUCAAGGACAAGUGGGCAAAAAAUCUGUACAUUGCAUCAAUAUGCUAUGGCAGGACAGUGUGCUGA
Molecule: messenger RNA, 2481 nt
Organism: Eruca vesicaria subsp. sativa (arugula)
Lineage: Eukaryota; Viridiplantae; Streptophyta; Magnoliopsida; Brassicales; Brassicaceae
Source: the annotation of a GenBank genome assembly